Molecule: messenger RNA, 1213 nt
Organism: Sphaeramia orbicularis (orbiculate cardinalfish)
Lineage: Eukaryota; Metazoa; Chordata; Actinopteri; Kurtiformes; Apogonidae
Gene: hm13
Product: histocompatibility (minor) 13
Exons: 9
Coding region: 265-1194 (309 amino acids)
Biological process (GO): membrane protein proteolysis
Cellular component (GO): membrane; lumenal side of endoplasmic reticulum membrane; cytoplasmic side of endoplasmic reticulum membrane
Molecular function (GO): aspartic endopeptidase activity, intramembrane cleaving
Source: RefSeq, a predicted model, not a curated record
UACAGAUACAUCCCAUGAUGCUUUUCGUUCUCAGGUGUACCGUGCCGGACACCUGGUCGGUCCCCGGAUAGGUGUCGGAGUGAGACGUCUUCCGCUCGGCUCCUCUGUGUGUCGGCUUUAGGAAACGUGGCCUUACCGGGACCGGGACUCCGUCCGGUGGAUGAAUGAGCCGCAUUCAGCUCCAGCCUCCGCCUCCGUCUGCACGUCUCUGCCCGCCUCAGCUCCAGCUCUGCCCGCGGACCCGUCGAACCCCGUCCGACAACCAUGUCUGAGGCAGACCCAGUCCCGGCUCCGGCCUCCUCGGCCCCGGAGGCCUCGGUCCUGGACGCCCUGAACGCCACGGGCUCCAACGGCACCGACGCGCUCAACGCCACGGCGAAGUUCGUGGCCACCCCGGAGGGCACGGCGCUGGCCUACGGCAGCCUGGUGUUCAUGGCCCUGCUGCCCAUCUUCUUCGGAGCCCUGCGGUCCGUCAGCUGCUCCAAGUCCAAGGAGCUUGGAGACACUGAUUACGACUCUGGGUUCAGAAACGCUGCAGACAUGCCAGAGACCAUUACCAGUCGAGACGCUGCCCGGUUCCCCAUCAUUGCCAGCUGCACCCUGUUUGGGCUCUAUCUGUUCUUCAAGGUGUUCUCCCAGGAGUACAUCAACCUGCUGCUGUCUGUCUACUUCUUUGUCCUCGGCGUCUUGGCUCUGUCCCAUACCAUGAGUCCUCUGAUGGCCUCGGUGUUUCCAACAUCUUUCCCCAACAAACAGUAUCAGCUGCUGUUCAUCCAGGGUUCUGGGGAGUCCAGAGAAGAAAUCGUCAACUAUGAGUUCGACACAAAGAACAUGGUGUGUCUGCUGAUCAGCAGCGUGGUGGGGGUCUGGUACCUGCUCAAAAAGCACUGGAUAGCCAAUAACCUGUUUGGGUUGGCCUUCGCCCUGAACGGGGUCGAGCUGCUCCACCUGAACAACGUCAGUACCGGCUGCAUCCUGCUGGGGGGGCUGUUUGUCUACGACGUCUUCUGGGUGUUUGGCACCAACGUCAUGGUAACUGUGGCCAAGUCUUUUGAAGCACCAAUCAAAUUGGUCUUCCCUCAGGACCUGCUGGAGAAGGGCCUGGAGGCCAGUAACUUUGCCAUGUUGGGACUCGGAGACAUCGUGAUCCCAGGAAUCUUCAUCGCUCUGCUGCUGCGCUUCGACGUCAGGUAGAACCUCACCACUGAAGCGC